AUGAGUGACUACCUCCUGUGGAAUGAACUUCCAGACGAUGUUGAGGACGUUGAGGACGGUGAGGACGCGCACUCGCUCGCUGUCAGAACACUUUCAGCGUCGCACGACUUGGAUAUCAUUCGACUUAUGUCGUGUCUGGGCCUCAACGUCAGCAAAACAAGCAAAUCGAAGAAUAGAGGCAUCAGCCCGCCUCCAUUGCCUGCCAAUGUGCCACCAAAAGCAUCGAGCCUCCGUGCGCCCCCGCUUGCGAUCCAGCAUACCGUCUCGACCACGAACAAGAAGGUCUAUACCGAGGAGGAGGAUCGCUUCUUGCUCAUCCAGAUAGACAAAUACGGGAUAGAGAGCGAUGGAAUCUUUGAAAAGAUCCGGGACGACAUUCGCGAGUCGCCAUUGGUCUGCUUCGACUGGUUCUUCCUCAGCGAAUUUGAGCCUGAGACGAUGACCAACGGUAGAAGUCCUGGGAAGGAAGGGCAAGCGCGCCAUGGGAGACCGGGAGACUGGAAGGAUGAGUCAGAGGAGGAAAAAGAUGCUCCAGUCGAGAGGAAGGGCAAGCGCGCCAUGGAAGACUGGGAGGGAAAGUCGGAGGAGAAGAUGCUCCAGUCGAGAAGAAGGUCAAGAAUGGCGUCAGUGUUUACGAAACACCGAUUCCGAUCGAAUGCGGUGGAAGGAUUAGCGUUGUCAAGGUCACUUCUACCUUUGUAG
Messenger RNA from Mytilinidion resinicola, 702 nucleotides. RefSeq lists its product as uncharacterized. The transcript has 3 exons. Bases 1 to 702 code for a protein of 233 amino acids. Gene Ontology annotation, cellular component: nucleus. Gene Ontology annotation, molecular function: DNA binding. Gene Ontology annotation, biological process: chromatin remodeling. The record is from RefSeq and is a predicted model, not a curated record. NCBI's taxonomy places the organism in Eukaryota, Fungi, Ascomycota, Dothideomycetes, Mytilinidiales, Mytilinidiaceae.